CGGGGCCGGGGCCGGGGCCGAGCACGCGCGCGCUGCUCGGGGCGUUGAUUCCGGACCCGGGGGGCUUCGGGCGCUGCUCACGCGCGCGGAGGUGGCGCGUCCCGGGCCGGAGGCUUCUCCGAGUCGGGCUUCAGCGGACCUGUCCCGCCGUAGGGGAGCGCCCGGCUGUCUUGGAAGGAACCUGGCCUCCGGGUUUAACCUUCCGCCCACUCCCCGUAGGCUGCUGCUGUUUGCGCUGGUGUCGCCAAGACCCUGGGCUCCUGCCCGGAAAAUGUUUCCAAGCCCGUUCCCGAGCCCCUAACCGACGUGCUAACUUUUUUUGUGCUUUUUUUUUUUUGGGGGGGGGGGCUUUGGCAUUUGGACCUGGGAUUAAGAGACACAGCAGAAAAGUUGACUAAAGCUAGGCGAUGCUGUUUUGGAGCGGCUGUGGAGGGAUGGGGUGAAACCGUCACAAUUCUUGAGCCGGAAGACAUUGUUCUGCUCAGCCCCGGAAAUAAGAGGUUUUCAGACGCUGAAAACUUCCAAGAGUUCCACCUUGGCCGAGAAAGAACUUCCUGCCUGAUUUGGAAGGCGAGUUCCGAGUGAACCGUUUGCUUUGGUCAUUUGGGAAAUUACAUGCAAGUCUCAAUAACCUAUUCUAGAAGCCAGCUUUUACAAGGAUCUAGAAGAAACGAGAUUAAAGAUGACCAGAUAGUGGACUCCAGAAGUUUAAAACAAUCAGUGCUCAGGACUUACUCCUGGCUCUGCACUCCAGGAUCACUUCUGAGGGGCUCAGGGAACCAUAUAGGAUGCCGGGGAUCAAACCCGGGGGUGCCAGCAUGCAAGGGACUGCAAGGACUGAGUCCAUAUGGAAGAAGAGCUUCCCCUUUUCUAUGGCGAAAGUGGCAAGUCAGUGAAGGCUACUUUGUCAUCUUUGAAGAUGUUAGAUGUGGGAAAGUGGCCAAUUUUCUCUCUUUGUUCUGAGGAAGAGCUACAGUUAAUUCGUCAGGCUUGUGUCUUUGGCAGUGCAGGCAAUGAAGUUUUAUAUACUACAACAAAUGAUGAGAUUUUUGUGCUUGGCACAAAUUGCUGUGGCUGUUUGGGGUUAGGUGAUGUCCAGAGCACCAUUGAACCUCGGAGACUAGAUUCUUUAAGUGGCAAAAAGAUAGCCUCCCUCAGCUAUGGGAGUGGUCCACAUGUUGUCCUUGCAACAACAGAAGGAGAAGUCUUUACCUGGGGUCAUAAUGCUUACAGCCAGUUGGGCAUUGGAACAACUAACCAUGUUUUAAUUCCCUGUCUUAUCUCUACUAACUUGACAAAUAAGCAAGUCAUUGAAGUUGCUUGUGGAUCUUACCAUUCUCUGGUGCUAACAUCUGAUGGAGAGGUAUUUGCCUGGGGUUAUAAUAACUCUGGACAGGUAGGAUCUGGAUCAACAGCUAACCAGCCAAUCCCUAGAAGAGUUACUGGUUGCUUACAGAAUAAAGUAGUUGUGAACAUAGCAUGUGGGCAGAUGUGCUCAAUGGCCGUGGUGGACUCUGGCGAGGUCUUUGUCUGGGGUUACAAUGGAAAUGGGCAGCUCGGACUUGGCAGUAGUGGUAAUCAGCCAACACCCUGUAGAAUAGCAGCUUUGCAAGGCAUUCGUGUGCAGCGGGUUGCCUGUGGCUACGCACAUACCUUGGUAUUGACAGAUGAUGGUCAAGUGUAUGCAUGGGGUGCAAACUCUUAUGGCCAGCUGGGCACUGGCAAUAAAAGCAACCAGUCCUAUCCUACUCCUGUUGUUGUGGAAAAGGACAGGGUUAUAGAAAUUGCAGCCUGCCACUCUGCCCACACCUCUGCCGCCAAGACCCAGGGUGGGCACGUGUACAUGUGGGGCCAGUGCCGGGGCCAGUCCGUGAUCCUGCCGCACCUCACCCACUUCUCCUGCACUGACGACGUGUUCGCCUGCUUCGCCACGCCCGCCGUCACAUGGCGCCUUCUGUCUGUGGAACCUGAUGACCACCUCACAGUGGCUGAGUCCCUGAAGAGAGAAUUUGAUAACCCCAACACUGCAGACCUCAAAUUUCUGGUGGAUGGAAAAUACAUUUAUGCACAUAAAGUUCUUCUCAAAAUUAGGUGCGAGCAUUUUCGUUCGUCUUUGGAGGACAAUGAGGAUGACAUUGUAGAAAUGAGUGAGUUUUCGUAUCCCGUUUACCGAGCCUUCCUGGAAUACCUGUACACGGACAGCAUCAGCCUCUCUCCCGAGGAAGCAGUGGGACUGCUGGACUUGGCUACAUUUUAUAGAGAAAACCGUUUGAAAAAGCUCUGCCAACAAACCAUCAAACAAGGAAUCUGUGAGGAAAAUGCCAUUGCUCUGCUCUCAGCUGCCGUCAAGUAUGAUGCACAGGAUUUAGAAGAAUUCUGCUUCAGGUUUUGCAUAAACCAUUUGACUGUAGUAACACAAACUUCAGGCUUUGCAGAAAUGGACCAUGAUCUCCUGAAGAACUUUAUCAGCAAAGCAAGCAGGGUUGGCGCAUUUAAGAAUUGAUCCUCACCUAUUGGAAGGCAUUUUCACUGCAAGAGCCAGAGAAUAAAUUCACCUUACUGAUAUUUGUGAUUAGCUAUCAUUUGGCUGUUAACUUACAUUCUAUCAAGAGAAGGAUGGCAGUCAGUCUUCCCCAUUGGCUGAAGUCACAAGUUUACAUAGAAGGCAUUGAAUGCUGUUAUCGAGGUGAUGAAGCUCAAGGGGGGAAAUCUAGUAUGUCUAAGACUUAUUCUUCCAUCUUUUGAGUCACUUAAGCUGGAUAUUUGGGUACAAUGAUGUAAGCACAUACUCUUCUGGCCAAAUGUUCCAUUAUCCAACAGGCUGGUAACACAUAGCUAGCUGACAGAAAAUGCUGUACUCAGUUUUCUAUAUCUAGCACAGUGCUUCGCAUAUGGUAGGCACUCAGUUUAUUAUCAACAUAAGUAUUUCCUGAGAACAGCUUUAUUUGUGGGAUAUUGGAUGAAGGAGAAACUUACACAAAACCAAAUUUAAAACAGCCUUCAACUAUUCAGGUUCAUAUUCUUCUGGUAUAUUGUUCUGAGAGGUAAUGGCUAAAAUUUAGACCAUUAAUUAGAAUUUACAAGGGCAUUGGCACUGUCAAAAAAGCCGAAGAGUGAUUUUAAUUUCUCAUUUACUUUCUCACAAGGGAUUACUGAAUAUGAAGCAUUAUCUUGGAAUGAAUGUUAUUUCUAGGCUCAUCUGUCUUACAUGACUGCAUAACACUCUUUGCUCUUGUGUUGAGAUUUGCCUCCUUAAAAAAUGAAUUUUUUUGUAGUUGCUUUUGUCAUUAUAAAACAAGGCACAGAAUAAUUAUAAAGUACUAGCUAAAGAGGAACUAAUAUUUACAUUUCAUGGACAGUACUAGAAGAACGAGGUCCAUUUCUACUUUAACUGCAAAUGAGAAACUGGAACAUUCUACAUGUAUGUUGAUGUAACUUCAGUCUUCUGUAUUUCACAAUGAUAUUAUGUGAAGAAAAUUCUUUUGAAAUUAGAAAUCUUGUGCUGAUGCUGAACUAUUUGAUAAUAAAGAGCUUAUUUGCAGAUAAGAGUGCUUCAUUUUUUUAUUCCUAAGCAGCUGCAAAAUUACAUGUCCUGUAUACCAUAUUUUUGAGCUAUUUAUAUGUUAGAAGCUGUAUAUUAAAGCAGUUACUCUGAUAAAGUGUC
Messenger RNA from Sorex araneus (European shrew), 3664 nucleotides. It is a transcript of the gene RCBTB2, whose product is annotated as RCC1 and BTB domain containing protein 2. The record is from RefSeq and is a predicted model, not a curated record. The transcript has 15 exons. NCBI's taxonomy places the organism in Eukaryota, Metazoa, Chordata, Mammalia, Eulipotyphla, Soricidae. Gene Ontology annotation, molecular function: protein binding. Bases 848 to 2503 code for a protein of 551 amino acids.